AGGGAUACAACCGCUUACCUUGAGCUCAAAAUCGAAAAAGAAGAGAGUAAGGAACUGAAAAAAUCUCUGAAGAUGAUUCGCCAGAUACUAAAGAAAAUGGAGCGUUUCGAAAGUCAUACACGGAAGAUCACCAGGCUAUUUUUAAGCUUGAAGAAGUUUCUUAAAAAAAUAAGAACUGAAACAGAUGGUUCUAAGGCAUUUGUAAAAAUGACAAAAAAUCUUAUUAAAGAUAUAUCAAAUAUGAAUGUAAAUACGAGCGGAAACACAUUCCAAAGCCAAAGCAAUGAAAUUAAGACCCUUAAAUCUGCAAUGAUAAAUUACAAAUCUGCCUUACUGAACGAAUCCAUGACAGAGAAUGUCAAUGAAGUUAUACACAAUUUUGACGAGAUUGUCGAAGCGAUCGAGACGGCGAUCGAACUGUUGAAGAGUUUUUCCAAAAGCUAUGCGUUUGUGAAGAAAAAUCUUGACAAAGUUCGUUUUCUGGAUGUACCCCAUUGGGGCGAAUGGGGAGCUUGGAGCAAAUGCCCUGGUGUGACAGAACGAUGUGGUGUGAGGUUUCGUGAAAAGUUGUGCAUAGAUGAUAGUGGAGCCUGGCAAUUUGGAAAAUGUAUCGGCAAACGACCGACUGAACAAGGAGACUGCGAUUGUAAAUUGCCGACAGAACACACCGGUGGGCGAUCCGCCGGUCGUCAAACCUAUAAAGUGCGAAAUGUAGAGCCAUACUCGUACAUAGUAUCGAUUUCGAAAAACGUUUCGUAUUUAGGAGAAGAUACCGGACAUUUCUGUGGUGGUAUAAUAAUUUCAGACAGAUGGAUCAUGACUGCUGCACAUUGUGCCUGCUCUGAUGGUUAUUGUUGUACAGAGAAUAAGUUCCUAACUUCAAAAUGUGAUUUGAAAAAUUGGAAAAUAAGCGCUGGAUUAUUGCAACCACAUACAGAGAUGAUUGAUGAGAGCGGUCAAAUAGUGGAAGUUGUCAGUGUUGUGAUCCAUGAGAAUUAUACAAAAAAUGCAGAAGGCGUACCAGAAGAAAAUGACAUAGCAUUGAUCAAACUCAAAGCGACAUUUAACUUCACAAAACCUAAUGUUCAACCAUGCGAUCUCCCGACUAGUAUUUGUAGGGGUUCUGCAGACGAGGAAUGUGAAAGACAUUCAGCGUGGAAGCAAUGGGACUGCGAAAUAGCAGGCUGGGGUCAAUACAAAGCUAACUCUCUAUCCUCAUCCCCAAUAUUGAGAAAGCAACCAGUUGUCACAGCGGAUAAAGCGAAUCGAGAAGAGAUAACUGCUACGAUUUACACCAGUGCUAUUGGACUCGGAACAGCCUGUAAGGGUGACAGUGGCGGACCGUUAGUUUGCAAGGACGUCGGCAGCAAUAGGUCUGUUGUCAUAGGAAUAAUGAGUUACGUCGAAGAUGGUUCUUGCAUUAAGGACGCUAGGGGGUCUACGGUUCACACUGAAGUGCCACACCUUUUACCCUGGGUGUCAGAUAAAAUGUCAGAAUGGGGUGAAUGGAGCAAUACUUGUGAAACACAAGGUGGAAUGAGACGCCGCACGAAGUCUUGCCUAUUUUUCAGUUACUUCAGUAUUCGCGGUAACAAAUAUCAGAAUUACCUUAACAAUGAAGGAAAGUGUAUUAAGCAAGAACUGGACAACUGCAAAGAAACGUGUAGCAGUAAAGGUGAAGUAUGUUUCGACCGAGACGACUGCUGCCCGAAUGAGAACCUUGCCUGUGGCGUGUUAAAGCAUUGCUGUAGAGAAACAGGGGGAGCUUGCUCCAUUGACGAAGACUGUUGUAGAGGCUUGGCUUGUAAUAGAGGCGAAUGUAUAGUUGAUCCUGACCAACCAACCUGCAAAAAACGAGAUGUUGUUUUUGCACUGGAGACAUCUUGCUCGAUUGCCGAUAGCGACAAAGAAGAUAUUCGCUCUGCUCUUGUUGAAUUCAUACGUGAAGUACAGGUAGACCCAGUUGAUGGUAUAAAGAUAGGAGCGCUAACAUUUAAUAAAGGCGCUCAUCAUGUCGCAUAUCUUUCUGAUUCUGACGACCCCGAUAACUUGGUGCGGCUGGUGGAAAACAUGAACUUGACAGCGGCUGAAUGUUGGACAGAUUUCUUUGAAGCUUUUCGCGCAGGCGAGCAUGAGUAUUUUACUCCCGCAAAUGGUGAUCGUCCAAAUGUCGAAAACCUUUUUAUUAUGAUAACAGAUGGUGUACAAACAAAUCCAGACAGACUAGAACGCACAUUCAACAGGAGUGAUUCUCUGCUUGCGGCUGGAACAGAUAUCAUUAUACUUAACUUACCACGAGGAUGUUACCACGAACCCGGCGUAUCGCAAUGUAUACCCAAUGUAGUUGGGGAGGAAAAUGCGAUCCGGAUUGUAGAAGAUCUGAGGGACUUUAUCGUAACUGACGUCUCGCAGUUUCCUGCAAUACUGAAUCAUGUUUAUCAAAUAAUCUGUACAAGAUAGUCUGUCAUAAUCUAUUCAUUACGUUACAGUUGUAAACAGAAUCAGCCAAUGUCUUUAAGAAACAGCAGACAUG
This is a messenger RNA of Owenia fusiformis, 2533 nucleotides long. The record is from the annotation of a GenBank genome assembly. NCBI's taxonomy places the organism in Eukaryota, Metazoa, Annelida, Polychaeta, Sabellida, Oweniidae.